Molecule: messenger RNA, 1962 nt
Organism: Acytostelium subglobosum LB1
Lineage: Eukaryota; Evosea; Eumycetozoa; Acytosteliales; Acytosteliaceae
Exons: 2
Coding region: 1-1962 (653 amino acids)
Source: RefSeq, a predicted model, not a curated record
AUGUACAGCCUAAACGAGUAUAACGAAUCGAUACUCGAAAGAGUAGACGAAUGUUCAUUGUUGGAUAUGUUUAUCAAUGCAAUGAAACAUCACUCUGAUGAAUUGGAUUCGUUUGAUCAUGUUGAUGACAAGUCAAUAAGAGAGAGUGCUAUCUAUAUUGCAUUGGCUGGAAGCAGAUCAUUCAACUUGGACAUUGAGACCAGCGAUCAAGACUUUACUGCUGUGCGACAGGCAUCCAUCAACUCUGUUCUCUCGAUCGAUGGUCCCAAGGAGAUUGUUCAUCAUUUAAAGCCUGACAUUAGCAUCUAUGAGCUGAGACACUAUGCCAAACUGUUGCUGUUGGGCAAUCCUAAACAGGUAGAGUCAUUGUUCACCACAAGACUAUGCUACCUCUCUGAUCAUUGGAAGGCACUGCUACAAUGUCGACAGGCAAUACUCUCAAAUGUAGUGAUCGAUCAUUACUACUCCACCAUCAAAGCAUUGGUUGGUGAUGUAACUGACAUUAUAAACAGUCGAGAAGUAGUAGAUAGUUCAGUUGAUCAGUCAAACAUCAAGUCCAAACCAAUGAGUGCUAAACAACAAAGAAUGGUGGAGAAAAACAAGUUACAACGUGUACUACAACAUCAGGAGCAGAGAGACGAUGAAUACAAGUUGAACAAGAGAGCAUAUCAUGCCUUGAGACUGAUGAUAGAAGUGGAGAGAUUGUUGGACAAUGGUACACCUUUGGUCUGGUUCGAAGAUGGUCCUGAGCGUGACCUCUUGUUGCAAGUGAGACGAGGUGAUAUUGAUGAUCAACAAAUACUAAAGUUGAUCCAACCACGUUUCCAAAGUCUUGAGGAGACAUGGACACGACAAAGACAGAGUCCUAACUAUCAUCUAAAGGAUACGAGUGACAUUGAGAAGGUCAGCAACUGGCUGGUUUUAAUUAGAAGGCAAUCAAUAGACUCGGACACAUCAGAACGAUUCACUUAUCGACCAAAUACAACAACCACUACAACACCUCAACCAUUGAUGUUGGCCAAUCAACUACUACAGUCAUCUGGUGUCAAUGGUACACUUCUCUUCAUGUCCAAAGUUGGUAGUCAUUUGUACAAUCUGAACAACAACAACGCCGAUGAUAACAGCAGUAGCAGUAUACAUGACUGGAUUGGAAUCUAUGCAGCACCUACUGAUCAGGUAGUGUCACUGUUCCCUCCACCCAUCAAGGUGGAACAGAUGAAUGGUGUCACAUUGUCAAAGGAAUGGGUGGCCAGAGACUUGUCCACUCCACCCAAACCUCAACCCCAACCAACCAAGGACAUCACUACAAAGGGUAUAAUACUAUAUGAGGUGUCCAAUGCCAUCGAAUGUAUCAUGCGUGGCAACUAUCGACUGUUGGAAUGCUUCUUGACUGAACAAGACAAAGCCACAUCAGAUACACUCUAUGAAACAGAUGCUUGGAUGGCGAUCAAGGAACCAAUCAGAAGACUGAUCACUGGCAGACAUCUGGCACAGUCAUACUGGGGCGUCGGUCAGAAUGAAUACCUCAAAGCACGAGACACUCUGGGAAUGAAGAAGUUGCAUCAGGGCAAGAAGAAGCCUAAAGGGUACACACUUGACAAUGUAGACAAUAUUGAUCACAGUACAGUCACGAAACAACAGUUGGACGAAGUAUCAAUCAAUCUCUACUUUGCUCUAAGACUACUGUGGCAAUGUGAAAAGGUACUGGAUGGACAGUCACGACCAUCACUGGCACUUGAAUAUAGAGAUGAGAAGCGACAAACACUACUAUCACUCAAGAAUCAAUUGAUGAGUCACUCCAUAGACAACAUCCAAGUGUUGAUGGGGUCAUGCAGACUGUUAAUCGAGAGCACUAAUGAUAGACUGGAGAUACUGAGAGUUGAACAGCGAUCAGAUCACCUAGCAGGUGAGUUCAAGUCAUUAUUUAAUCAAUGGCUCAUAAAGGUUCGAAAGGGUCUUUGA